CUGUUUGUUGUUAUGAAUGGACUAAGUACAACAACAUGGAGCCGGAUGCUGUUGAUUUCUUUGGGGAAUGUAUGAAUAGUCCCCGAAAUGGUCGUACUCCGCUUGCAAAUGAGAUAUAUGAGCAAAUGGUUGCAGAGAAGGAAAGAGAGCUAGAAGAAGGAGAAGCACAAAAGUCACCCUCUAAGAUUGUUGCUGAUAGUCUCAGCCAGAUCAGCCGCUCAUCCACCUUCCUUCCAAACAUUGGUGUCCCUACAAUGUCCAAGACUGGUCGGUCCACAUCGCUAGCUGCACAAGCACGCAUGCAAGCUCAGUUUGAGGAAAAACUCCAAGCUGAAAGAGACGAAGCUACUAGGAAGCAGGAAGAGUUGCAAACACAACUACAAGCUCAACAGGCCGCACUUGAAGAAAACCAAAGUUUGUUGCGCCAGACCCAAGAGGAAGUGAAGGGGAUGCAUACCAAGUUUGAAGAGACCAAUGCACUGCUACGAGCUAUCCUGAAACUUCAGAAAGAUUGAGGUAGGGAUGCAUACCAAGUCUAAGGAUGAUGCCUUUGCUUAAGGUUUUUCUACCUUGCUAGAACAUAUCUGUGGUUAGAACUUUGUCAGAACUACGUGCAAUCUGUUUGAAUGCUUCGAACCUUUGUGGUGGAACCUUUGUAUGUUUGAACCUCUGUUGUGGAAGAACUAGUGUGCUGGAAUUGUGUAUGACUUGUGAUGAGAA
Molecule: messenger RNA, 720 nt
Organism: Zea mays
Lineage: Eukaryota; Viridiplantae; Streptophyta; Magnoliopsida; Poales; Poaceae
Exons: 2
Coding region: 36-515 (159 amino acids)
Source: RefSeq, a predicted model, not a curated record